AUGGAGGUACCUCGGAGCCAUCUGCGCUUCCGAGGCAGCGCUGGCCUCUGUUUGGUCGGACUGGAUCCACGAGAGUGGGAUAAGUUCAAGAAAGAAGAAGGCAAAACGAACGCAUCGAAGGGUCAUGUCAAGUUCCGCACGCCCAAACCGAAAAAAAAAGGCCAAAAGUGGAGAAAGGGUCCUUCCUCGCUGCAUGCUCACAAGCUCAACUCCCUUCUCAAUGUACCACCAUCUUUCACUUCCUUGUCUUUCCUCCGCUCACUCUGCUACCGAGCGAAUGUCAUCACAGCUCCACAGAACCAUCCGCUACCUAACCCACUCGCCUCUCACCCUCCGCACAAUGUCGACCACACCAACACCAGCACCACCACGACCACCAACAUCAACAACCGAAACACCCUCGUCCUCCACCCCCCCACCACCUCUCGUGAUGCAACUCAUCAUCGACCCCUCCAACCCCACCACCUCAACCUGGCCAAAAGGGCCCUGGAUGGCGCAAUCCGCCCACGCAGCUAUCUGCGCCAUCCAGACGUCGCUCGACUCGCCGCUGACGCAAGAGUACAUCUCCCCGACCAACUUGGGCGCGAUGCACAAGGUGGUGCUCCAAACGCCUUCCUCCGGGAAAGCCAAGAUGACGCUCGUGGAGCUAUCGCAGAAGCUGGGCGAGGCGAGGAGGGAGUUCGAGGAAGGAGAAGGAGAAGAGGAGGAGUUUCCGAGGCAUCAUUUGUGGGUGGAACAGCCGGAGAAUGUGGCGACUUGUUUGGCGGUGGCCCCAAAUAG
Messenger RNA from Pseudozyma hubeiensis SY62, 780 nucleotides. RefSeq names its product potential fungal zinc cluster transcription factor. Bases 1 to 780 code for a protein of 259 amino acids. The record is from RefSeq and is a predicted model, not a curated record. The transcript has a single exon. NCBI's taxonomy places the organism in Eukaryota, Fungi, Basidiomycota, Ustilaginomycetes, Ustilaginales, Ustilaginaceae.